Molecule: messenger RNA, 633 nt
Organism: Rosa chinensis
Lineage: Eukaryota; Viridiplantae; Streptophyta; Magnoliopsida; Rosales; Rosaceae
Exons: 1
Coding region: 1-633 (210 amino acids)
Source: RefSeq, a predicted model, not a curated record
AUGACAGAUCCAAUCUCCAGCCUUGUAGCUGCAUUUACUCUUAAUGAUAAUGCUCAUGUCGAUCUUGGCUUAGCCAAGGAAGCAGCGCUGCAGGACUCUCACCAUUACCUGGUGGGACAAUUGCUUACUCAGAAGCCAAAUCUGGUGGGAUUCAUUAGAUCGAUGCCCACCAUAUGGCGCAUGAAGGGGGGUCUUUCCAUCAAAGUGGUGGGGACUUGGUUUGUUUUCCAGUUUGUUCGAGAAGAAGAUCGAAAUCAUUAUCUGCACGGAGGCCCAUGGUUUUACCGUAACACUAUGUUGCUCUUAGCCCCGUAUGAUGGGAUCACUAAUGUGGAUUCAAUCCCCCUUCAUUCUCUGGAGUUGUGGAUUACUGUUCGAGGGCUUCCUCUGACACUUCAGAACAAGUUGUCCCUCUCCAUGAUCGGAUCUGCUAUUGGUAGGGUUUUAAGGCUUGACACGGUAGCCUUGAAGCGAAAGGAUGUGGAACAGAGGAUCAGGAUGGUUAUUGACACCAAGAGAAGGUUUAGGGUUUUCAGAAGUUUUUCUUUCUCCUCCUCGGUUGAAGUGGAUGUCACAAUCCAAUAUGAGAAAGUCCAGGGCUUUGUUGUGAUUAUGGGUUGUUUGAUCACCUAA